CGACUGCUGAAUCUGUUUUUUUGUUUAGUUGUUCUUGCUUUGCCCACCAGCGAUCUCGAGUGCACGCAAUGAUCGGCAGUUUCCGUCGCCACCUAUCCUCGUUCUCUCGUAAUCCGCUAUAGAUGCUACAAAGCAUCAGACUCUCUUCGUCCCGCGAAGCUGGUUGUUGAUCACUUGACCCUUUAUCGGCGGCCUUGCCACUCUUGUGAAACUACGAGAUUUCUUCUGCUGCUAUUCUGUCGUUGUAGGGCCGUCGUAUCUCUACCGAGCGAGUAAGUGGACAGGCACGCGUCUUAUCAACUUUGUAAAAGCCUGACGCGCUGAAAAGAAACCGAGCGACUCCAUCUCGCACAUCGUGUUGUGCAGUCAACGCCUGCAGAUGACGAAAUUCACGGGACAAUGCUUCAUAUUCGCCCUUCUUUUGACGUGUUCCGCCAUCUCCCGAGGUUCGUGCUGCGAAGAACCGCGCUGCCAAUCCAGCUGUCAUCUGAAAACGCUACGAGACUUCUUCGACGACUUGCAAGACUCUGCGAACACCAAGGAUGUCAGCGACCUCGUGAAUUUCGCCCGGCAUUUUUGCAAGGCUAAAUAUACAGAGAGGUCACCAUGCGAAGCGUACGAAGGUCUUGAAGAACGUGAGCCUGGUUCGUCUUGGGAGUUUAAGCAUCUAUACCCAGCAGUUCGGCAAUUUGUUUGCAACGGAGAACUGCGGACAUGGCAAGUGAUCAAGCGAAUGUUUACCGGCGACAACGAAAAUUACUGCUUGCGAGCAUUUGCUGCAGUGAGAAAGUGGCCACUUCCAGGAGCGGCACUGUGCAACGAGAUCGCGAGCAGUUCAAGAAACUGCAGCACGGAUGACAAAGUCGAGAGAGAAGUUUUAGCAUUGGCUGCUACAGUAACGCGAGUGCUGAAUUGCACAGCGCGAGUCGGGGAGCACUUCCCGCACGCACAACCAGCUCGGCAAGUGGCUUCAAAGCAUCAACGAACUACAUGUCAGUAUCGAAAGGCGGUGAACUGUCUGACAGAUUUCAUGAUAAUCUACACGAGCAAAGUUGCAGCCAUUGCCAAAAAGAAGCAAGAGUUGAAGCAGAAAAUCGUUGACGAGAUAUGUCAACGACCUGCGGGCAUCUGCGCAUCGACUCACUCGACGGACGACUGCAGCUCGCAGCAGAGAAAUGUCGUGAAACGUUUCGAGGACGCAAUGAGCGCGAGUGUCGCCGAGGUCUGCCGAGAAGACGCCUCUUUCGUCAAGAACAUGUCCAGAACACUCCACUGCUUCGACUUGCUCAAACUGAACGACUGCUUAAAUCCUAACGGCAUGUUCAGUGCAGUCGCCAUCUUUUCAACAAGACACACGCCCGAAAUGUGCAGGGUCAUCGAGAACAAGGUCACCCGCUGCUUGGACAGCGCACUGCUGAGCCCGGAUGAGUGCGGAGAACGUGCCGACGUCGAGGGAGUGCGCAAUUUGUUCCGUCUGUUCCUUGCCAACGUGGACUGCUCCAAGCAGAGCAGGAGCGACACCGCCCGACCACUGCCAGGCUCCAGAUUGUUCGUGUUCGCGGCAGCAGCAGUUGUGUUACUGCGGCGUAUAUGAUACGAUGACGGAACUAGAUGGAGCAGUUGAGAACGAGAACUGGUUACUUGGAGAAGUUUUCAGAGUUAGGUUCGUGAUCGAAGAGCAGCGGGACGAACGCCGUGUGGCUAGAAAAAAAAUAUGUGGUUGAAUCAAUAAAUUAGGAACACGAGCGCUAGCUAUACCAACUUAGAUUUUAGUGGAUAAGGAAUGUGUUGAUAAUAAGAGAGACUAAAGGAUUACCAAAAACAUAUUUUCAAUGGUCAGAGCCCACGCUAAACCUCGGAGCAUUGCAUCUCAAGGAAAUAAGGUGACAGAAGCGUGAGCCGGCUUUCAGCGGCUGUGCACAACCCUGAGCUUGCUUUCUCGAAUCUGUGCGCCCCAUGAUCUUUUAUGUGGUAACUUUUGUUUAGCCCUUCGCUUAGUAACCUCCUUUACGUAUUUUAGCAGUGUUUUAUCUGACGAUCUUACUUACUUGUGCACACGCUAUGUUCGAUUAUCGCCUCGCCUUCUAUGUACCUAUAGAUGAAUUUAUUGUCUAAUAAGGAGCGCGAUAACGUAAAGUUAUUCCUCUCUGGUUUUAUUUUAUGUUCCUGACGUGAGAUUUACGUAACCGUGGACGCAAGUGUGCGCGCGGGGUUGGGGGGGGAUGCGCCAUUUUUGGAGCAGCCCAAUCAAACACUCGCAUGGUUUACAGGAGGCCCCUUUUGUUUGUCCUUAAAGCGAAUAGCAUUGCCUACCAUGAAAGAGUUUUCUUAUCUAACCAAUUGACGAAAAACGAGGAGCGCGGACAGGAGGAGCGGGUGUCGAUGGGGCAGAUCUAGAGGACCAAAGGUAGGUCACCACCAGACGAGGCUUGCAUCGGCUUCUCCGAGUGGUCCGAGUGGCGUUGAAGUCACACCGACGUCACGGACGCGAGGCAGGCGUGAGGAGAGUGGUCCGCUGGCUUGGACGAUUUGUCCGUCUCAACGAUGACGGUGGUGCGCAACCGGACAUUAGAAAUGCCGCCAAGACGGAUGGGCCCCGAAGAAAAUUUGGCAGUCCGACGCCUAGGUGGCGAAAUGGUUCGACAACAACGUGCUGACAAGAAUAGCAGCAUCGACUCCACCGGAUGCGAGAGUUCAGCGCUCAGCACCACGAAGCGAAACGUCAAAAAUCAUCUUCGACUAUUUCUGCUAGCAACUGUUCCAAGAAGCACUUCGCUAAUGAUUCGGUGCGGUGUGUCCGAUUGGCUGUGGUUCCAGUCGGACAGUCAGUGCAGAUAACCCAGGAAGAAAUAAACGGACAUAAUUGAUUGCUGUACCAAUA
Dermacentor andersoni is the source of this 2881-nucleotide messenger RNA. RefSeq lists its product as uncharacterized. NCBI's taxonomy places the organism in Eukaryota, Metazoa, Arthropoda, Arachnida, Ixodida, Ixodidae. The record is from RefSeq and is a predicted model, not a curated record.